GUGUGGUAGGAGCCCUUGGGAAGACUUGCACAAAUCGCAGUGGGUAGAACAUGAAUUAUAGUGGGCGGCGAGGUGUCCGGGGUGGCUGUUGCAUCUCCUCUUUCCUCUGCUGAGGACGACACACAUCUCUUCCUUGACAUAGUGAACUGUUGCAUCAUGACAUAGGGAUGGGGAUGAAGAUGCUGCCCUGGUAGCAUGGCAUAAUGUGGAUGGCGGUUGUGUGGACCCACAGGAUGGAGGCCCGUGCGUUACUUUCUACAUCCCUCCCUUUGAUCCACGAUCAAAGUCACACGCGUGGCUUUGACUCCUCCUUGCUGUCUCCUGUUUCGAAAAAAGCGACAAACAAACAUCUUCCUCAUCUCCAUUUCUCCUCCAUCUCUUUUCCUUCCUCCCUUAUAACCUUAUAGUCACUCUCCAGCCCCGGAUUCUCCCAACCUGUACUCUCAUUCUCCCCCACACUCUCUUGGACAUUUUUUGUGUGCUCACACUUUCAAUACUUCCCUUCCUAACAAAUUCCCUACUCUUACCAUGGCAACCCACUCCUGGACACAUGCUCCCCACCAUGGCGUCGAACAACCACAGAUGUUUCAUUCUCAGCCACAACACCGCCGUCUCGUCCACCCAAGUAGCCAAUGGUCGCACAUACACCCUCCAAGCACCGCCGAUCACGACAACAGCCAUGUUCAUCCUCACCCACACCCACUCCCUUAUUCCCACGUACACCCUUCGGUUCGCACUUACCCUCCAGCACACUACCAGGCUGGUAUAUCUGUUGACGCCUUUGCUGGCCCCGAUGCCGAGGAAGACGAACUUGAAGAUGAACUCGAGCCUCUUGAUCCCGCUCUAGCUCCCCAAAAUGCGGCUGUGGACGUAAAGGAAAAGGGCAAGACGCCCGCGACCCGUGCUAGGUCCAAGUCUGUCGUCAGCGCCACUUCUCUCAGUACCGAUGCUGCGUCAUCAGAAGAAGCCACAUUCAUGUUCUUCCCAAACCCAUCGCAGCCACCUAUCCAACUCAAAGGUGCUCGUAAGACUGGCCUUCUCCCAGCACCUGCGGGUUCAAUUCUCGAAGUCAAUGAUCUUUUGAUUCUUCACCCCCCUGAGAAGUAUAGGCCUGGAUUUGGAGGGCAUAACAGCCAGUGGGAGAUGUAUACUUGUCGAGUGUGUUCCAAAACGUAUGAUGGAAAAAAUGCGCGGAGUGUCGCAAGGAGACAUUUGCAGGAUAAACAUGGAGUACCAUUGAGCGUACAGACUCGGAGAAGUCGAUGGGAUUGUGAUCCUAACCGACCCAGGAAUAAGUCCGACGCUAAGGAGAGGAAUCUGAAAAGUAAGCGUGAUUGGGCUUCAAAGAACCGUCAGCAAAGCAAGCUUGAAAAGACACACUGCGAAUUCCUGGAGCAAUUCGGUCCCAAAGGUCUCGUUACUUCUUGCGGGAUGCGUCUCGUCGCGACAAAAUAUCGAGGUGCCGCUGGCGUCGCCGCUGCGCUUCAGAAGAACGGUGAUUUCCUCAAUGGAGAGUACGGCAAGGUCAUCAUUCCCGAAGAGAUUUUGGAAGGCGUCCGUGCGAUUAGAGAAUAUGAGUCUUCUAUUCAACAAAAAGGCGAAACUCUGGCAGUUCAGCAGGAAGAAGACAUGGAAGUGAAAGGAGUAGGCUCCGACUCUGCCUCCACCGGCUCGGCUAAACCUCGGUGUAACUCCCUUUCGCGGCUGCCUACUCCUCCACAUGGACUCAUGUCUGCCCUUACCGUCUCUCCUCGAAGCCCUUACCAGGCUGCUACCCAGCCUAACUCUUAUCAUCACAGCAUCUACACGCGUCAACUUGAGCUCUUGCGCCAACAACAUGCGUACAGACCUUAUCCGUUUGCUGAUGUGCCUAUGGUAGAUCAGGAGAUGGGGUUCUUGUAUAUGCCUCCGAUUCAGCAUGAACUUCAGCCUCAAUCGACUCUUCAGCAUCAGACUGUGCAUCAGCAAAGCCCAAUGGAAUUUUCAUACUUCCAUGUACGAGAUUUCCCCAGUCUUAACGUUGCAGAAGAAGAGACGCAAGCAGAUACAGAGGAACCUUUACAAAUUGCCAAGGCGAACCAGUCUCCUGCGGAGCCAGAGCAGAAGCACGAGAUUGCCACCACAACAGAGAAUGGGAAACCUGAAGAAAAAGCGAACGAUUGGGUUGAAGAUGAUAAUAAGGAGGAUGAAACCGAAAAGGAUAUCGAUCUCGAAGCUGAAGUGGCCGCUGAGAGUCUUCUCAAUCUUCAUAGCACUCCACUUCGCGCUCCCGAGGAUGAAGACACUUUCAGACUUCCUUUGCGCCCUACCACUCGGCCUGCACCUCCCGCUUGGAAGCUUCUCGACGCUCCACCUAUUAUAUCACCCGCACGCAGCCGACAUUCCAGAACCAAAUCAUUCAUUCAGCCCUUCAAAGACCCUCGUGCAGAAGCCACGCGAAGCCUCAGUUUCGAACAAGCCCCGGCUCUCGACGAUCCAUUCAUGCUUAAUGACGAUACGCCGGACCGUCCAACUUCAAUCUCUUCUCUUUCCACGCGAUCGAGGACAACACUCCUCUCGUCGAGAGUGAGUGAUAAUCAGAAAAGCACUAUGCCCAGUCCCUCGCCGCUGUCGUCUAUGCAUAGGAAACGAAAGGCUCCACCUUCAUCUCCGUUUGCCCUAGCACCUUCCGGAGGCUCAAACCCUGUUACUCGCCCCGCACUUCGACCUUUGUCUACCAAUUUUUCCUCUUCCAACCGAUCCGGGUCGGGCAACGCGGCCGCUACACCUAUCCGUUCCGCACUCACCCCGCACAUCCCUUCUUCACUCACGCGCGCAUGGCUUCUCUCUUCGCCGACUAAUGGUGAUGCAGCUGCUUCAUUGGGUCUGGUGCCCACGCAUUUGGCGCCGGCUACACCUGGGAUGAUGAGAGGGAUCGUAGGGACCGAUACGCCUGGGAUCACUUUAUUGGAUGUGAGGGAAAAUGCGAACAAGGAGAAAGAGAACGAGAGCGGGAAGGAAGAAAAGGGGUCGGGGAAGGAGAACAGGGAUAACGGUGUUAAUGUGAAGAGGAAGCGAUUGAUUGAGACGCCUAGGGCGUAAAGAAUGUCUCACGUUGUUUCCGGACAAUCCAUGGGUUUAGGAAAGAGGUCAAUGGGAGAGGAUCAUUCAUUCAUUGCGAACGAUGGACUAUAAAAGGACAAAAUGGGGAUGUCAAAUUCCGAAAAAAAUAAGUAUACGUAUUUUCACGAUAAUGACAAUUUUUCUCUUUAUUUCAAUUUCUAGUUUUGAGCUGGUCAUAACCUGCUCAGUUUUCCAUCAUAUGCAUGGGGUG
This is a messenger RNA of Cryptococcus deneoformans JEC21, 3313 nucleotides long. RefSeq lists its product as hypothetical. The coding region runs from base 529 to 3081 and encodes 850 amino acids. The record is from RefSeq and is a predicted model, not a curated record. Lineage: Eukaryota; Fungi; Basidiomycota; Tremellomycetes; Tremellales; Cryptococcaceae. The transcript has 4 exons.